UCCCUCACAUCACAAUCACACCUCACAGUCUCACACCAGAAAAAAAAAGUGCAAAUGGACACUUCCAGAGGACCCGGCUCCGAUAACCCGAUCGCCGCAUGCACCGCCAUGCUCUCCCUCCGCCAAUUCUCCGCCUGCCGCGACUUCGCCUCCCGCUUCCCACCCUCCGACCGCCUCCCCCAAAUCCUCGCAAUCGCCGAAAUUCUCUCCGCCGGCGACCUCUACUCCGUCCUCAAUCUCCGCCGCUCCGACGCUGUUCUCGACCUGGCACUCGCCCGCCGGCACUACGCUAAGCUCGCCCUCCUCCUCGACCCCACCAGUACUGACAAAUUCCCCUUCUCCGAUGAAGCCCUCGCACGUGUCCGUGAGGCCUGGCACGUGCUCUCCGACCCGGAACGGCGCGGUGCUUAUGACCGUGAAUUUGAACAGCGCGGCGGAGAGACGACGGAGGGUGCCUCGACGGAGACGUUCUGGACUGCGUGUCCUUACUGCUGGAACUUGUAUUUGUAUGAGAAGAGGUACCAGGACAGUGCGCUGCAGUGUCAGAGUUGCCGGAGAGCGUUUCAUGGCAUUGCGGUGAAGCCGCCGGUGGAGGAUGGGGAGCCGGUGGUUGAGGGGGAGGAGCGGCGGCAGUACUAUUGGUGUCGUGCGAGUGUGCCGUUGAAGUUUUAUGAGGUGAAGGGUAAGGAGGGUGAGGGUGGAGGUGAGGGUGAGGGAAAGAACACGGUUCUUGAAAAUGCCACCCAGUUUGUGUAUAUUUCCGAUGAUGAUGUUGGUGGUGGUGGUGGUGGUGAUGGGUUGUGGAAGAAGGUUGGUGUGGUUAAUGAAGGGUGUGAGAGGGUGUUUCAGGGGAAUGGAGGAGUGGGGUUGCAAGGUGGGAAUGGGAAGAGGAGAAUGAGGGUGAAGACUGUGGCUAAGAGGUCUGUUGGGAACAGGAUGACAAGGUGUCUUGAUGAUGACAUUGGUUUUGAUCUUGAUGCGGAUGAUGGUGAAUUGGAGUUCACUGAAGGAGCUGAUGAUGUCUUCAUUGGUGUACGGUUUGAUGAUGUGAGAUUGCACAUUUCAGUGUGUUCAGCGUGAAAGGUAGCAGCGAGCUCCGUUGGUCUUGCAUUCAUUCGAACGCCAUAUCAAUGCCAAAUCAAACGCACCCUUAGUGUCUCAAUGUUUAUAAGACCCCAUUACACAUGAAGGAGAACAAAAAAAGUAGGAAGAGUUUUUUUUGCCAUCUUUUAUGAACAUUUUGUUAGACGUGUGAUUUGCCUUUGCUGCAGUCCAAAGUGAUUUCUUUUACUCUAUAACAGUUUAGUUAGGAUAUAUUUUUGUAAUCUAGUUUUUUCAUGUAUAAACUAAUGGUGACCCUUCGUUUAGGGAAGUAAUAUACUGUUGUAUCUGUAUCUUGUAGAAAAGUUACCAAAUGCAUAAAACAAGAGAGUAAAGUAUUAUCCCCCA
Molecule: messenger RNA, 1449 nt
Organism: Lotus japonicus
Lineage: Eukaryota; Viridiplantae; Streptophyta; Magnoliopsida; Fabales; Fabaceae
Exons: 2
Coding region: 55-1080 (341 amino acids)
Source: RefSeq, a predicted model, not a curated record